AUGAUGUUUGCCUUCAGCCUCAUUCGGGCCCUGGCGCUCCUGCUGCGCAUUGCCCAGGCAGGCUAUCCGACCAAUGGACGUCUGGCCAUUGCUGCCAGCGUCCUAACCAUGGCCGGCACGAUUCUCGUCUUCAUUAUCAACCUCUUCUUUGCCCAGCGGAUCCUGCGCGGCUACCACCCCAACUUUGGCUGGAGCAAGCCCGCACGCAUCGUGUUCCGCUUCCUCGUCGCCAGCGUCGUCAUCUCGCUGCUCAUGGUCAUCAUUUCGACAGUGCAGUCCUUCUUCACUCUCGAUGAGGGGACGCGGAUGCGCAGUCACAAGGUCCAGCUCUUUGGCGGCACUUACAUGGCGGUCCUGGCCUUCUUGCCCAUCCCCAUUGUGGUGCUGGCCGCCAUCCUGCCGCGCAAGUACGUGAUUGAAAAGUUUGGCUCCGGUUCCUGGCGCGCCAAGCUCUUCAUUGUCCUCUUUGUCGCGGCCAUUGAGAGCCUCGGCGCUGGCUUCCGCGCCGGUACCAACUUUGUGCCCCGGCCCAUGAACGACCCGGCCUGGUACGACUCUCGCGCGGCCUACUACGUCUUCAACUUUGUCUUUGACCUGAUUGUCACCUACCUUUACCUGCUCAGCGGCUUCCACCGGCGCUUUCACGUUCCCAAUGGCGCCAACGGACCCGGCUCGUACAUGGGAGCGCUGCCUACAGACAGAAUGUCCCAUGGCAGCCUGCGGCCCAUGUCGCAUCAGCAUCAGCAUCCUCACCACCACCAUCGCCACGUGGCGCAGCCAGCAUCGUUCCAAUCGUGCGAUACUCUCACAACGCAGCAGGGCCGGGCCCCGUCACCAAAGAUGCACAACGGCAAACUGCACGUCGGCUACACCGGGUACCAAAACGCAUCAGCCACGUCGCUCAAGAAGGGAGGCGGCAACAGCGUCCUUCUGCAGCAGCAGCAGCAGCGCAAGCAGCGGAACCGCCUCUCAAAAUCCAAUCCUCGCCCCUUUGGUCGUUCCAACGCCUCACUGGCCUCCCAGGAUACGUACGUCGGCUCCAUCGCCCCCAGCAUUGCCGAGACCCCGAGUAGCAUGUACCGGGGCUACUCGCCCAUGUUGCGGCAGUUUCCCUCGGACCCCUUUGUGGGCGUAGGCGGUGGCGGCGGUGGCGGCGUCGACACGUCCAUGCCGCUCCCGCCCGUGCCUGCGCUCCCCGCUUCCGCAACCGCCGCCGACAGCGGCUUGUACGGUGCGAGCCCCGAUGGUACGAUCCACGAGGAGCCCGACUACAUGGUGGCCGCGGGCGGCGCGGGCAUGGUCGAUGCCGAGGGACGACCGACGACGGGGUCGAGCGCUAGUGCCGGAGGCGGCGGCAGGGCGCGGCGACCGAGCGACGUCUUGUCCGACAUGCUCGACAAGAUGGAAAGUGUCCGAGAGAGCGUGGAAAUGUACCGCAAGAGGGGAUCCGUGGAGAGGACCACCAGUGACGGCCUGCAGGGGUGGCGAGGAGGCCUCGACUUUGAGGAUGAAAAGGAGGCGCUGCCGUUGCCGCCCCCGCCGUCAGCAGUUGCAACCAACGGUGUAUACAGAGCGGUCCCGACCCAUGACGCGACGCCGAGGCCGAGUCUGUCAAGCUCGCGGUAUGCUACGGAAUUUGAUGACCUUGAUUCUGAUGAGAAAAUGGGCGAACUAAGAAAGUCAUGA
Molecule: messenger RNA, 1686 nt
Organism: Pestalotiopsis fici W106-1
Lineage: Eukaryota; Fungi; Ascomycota; Sordariomycetes; Amphisphaeriales; Sporocadaceae
Exons: 1
Coding region: 1-1686 (561 amino acids)
Source: RefSeq, a predicted model, not a curated record